This is a messenger RNA of Coccidioides posadasii C735 delta SOWgp, 3076 nucleotides long. NCBI's taxonomy places the organism in Eukaryota, Fungi, Ascomycota, Eurotiomycetes, Onygenales, Onygenaceae. The record is from RefSeq and is a predicted model, not a curated record.
AUGGCGGGAGACCUAGACGACUUUCUACCAAAAAUAAAAUGUUCAAGCUGCCAGGCAGAGGUCGAGCUGUCGGCCAUGGGAGAACAUGUCUGCCAGAAGGAAGAUAAGCGUACGCAACACCGAAGUGCCUACACUGUGAUCCAUUUUCAUGGACUACCAUACUUCGUAACUUUGGAGACGAAUCCACUGACAUUGCUGCGUGUAGCACUCCCUCCUCCACCUGCACCACAAGCAGAGGCCAACUACGGGGAUGGUCGGCCCAGCACAGAAUUGGAUAACCUAGAUGGGCCUCUCGCCAAGGUUGGACGCAUGGCACCCCCACCUCCCAUUGAUCCCCAUGCUGCAAACCGUCCCUUUCUCCGAUUGCUCGUGCCGACAUCUCCAACAAGCGGCGGCAUCAAAUCGGCGUCUCCCCUGUCCUUCUCGCCAAAGUCACCCAUGCGUCAGCCUCAACGAAGUCAAACGUCACCCUUACCCAAUAUUCCCUCUCCAGAGCGAGCUAACAUAGACUCCGUGAUUCCUCCAUUCCCAGGACCUGAUCCUAGAGCCAGUACAAAGAGCAGGUCUAGGGCCAGGACCUUGGUCAAAGGAGAGCGCGUCCAGAGUCCUCUGGUAACCAGUCCCUCGGAGAUUGCGAAUAAUGGCUUAGAUUUCCGGCUCAACCAGUCAACAUCAACGCCAGUACAUGAGGAUGAUGACGAUGAUGACGAUCAUGAACGACGUCGACGCCGCUCGCGGGCCAACAGGCACAAACGGGAGGUCUCAGUCGAUAGCAAAAGCCUAUAUCGAAUGUCAAUGGCAAGCAGUCGCUAUGGGGAUUCGAUCUCUCGAUCCUCCACUCCAGGAUUCCCAAACACCGCUAGCCUGCGUGGCCACCCUAACUACUUGGACGAGAUCCCCCCUCUUCCAGCCUUUCCCAUCAAGAGUUACACACCAACCCCUUUCAUAGCCGAACCAGAGCCGUAUCAAUUUCCAAACACAGAAGAAUUCGAAAAUGAUAGAAUCGCCACGACUCCUCCCAGGAGCUCUGGAUUGUCGACUGGUCUUCCCGGGUUUGAACUUGGAUUUCCUAUCGAUGGGGAGCCCCCAAAACCGCAAGAUCGUCAUUCGCAUGCUGCACGAUUAUCAGAGGGUAGCCGUGGCAGCGUUCCUCUAGAGGUGAAACGUCCGGAUUCGCAAAGGGGACCAGGUCAGGAUGUUGAUUUCCCUGCGUAUUCUGUCCGGGAGGACUUCUCCGUCUCGAACUUUGCACGCGGUCUUGGUCUCGGUGACCCUUAUCAUACGACAAACGAUUCUACUUCAUCCUCAGAUUCUUCUCCUUCGGACGCUGCAACAACAGUAUCCUACUCUACACAGCCAUCCGAACCACCCAGUGCAGAGCUGAAGCCCCCUCCGAGCCCCUACAAGUACGACCUUGAUUCGCCAACGGACCCGUUAUUCCAGCAGGGUCGCUUUGAAUGCACGCCACCGAAAUAUGAACGCUUUGGUGAACUUGAAUCUGAACCAAAGCCAGAGGAACGAAGAGGUGAAGUACGAUCCGUCAGGUCUCGCCGUCCAUCUCAGCCCAACCAACGCCCGACGAAGACCGAUUCCCCUCCACCAACACCCGCUCCUCCAAAAUCGCCUGGACAACCUCGUCGUGUUCGUUGUCGGGGCUGCGGAGAAAUAAUCGUCGGCAAAUCUGUUUCUUCUGCUGAUGGUCGCUUAACCGGUCGAUGGCACAAAGCUUGCUUCGUGUGCUAUACCUGCCAUUCGCCCUUCCAGACGGCGGACUUUUACGUUCUGGACAAUAAUCCGUUCUGUGCACAACAUUACCAUGAACUAAACGGAUCAUUAUGCGCCUCUUGCGGACAGGGAAUCGAAGGACCCUGUCUGCAAACCGAGGAGAUAGUGCGAGACGAGAAAAGCGGUACGGAAAGAAGACAAAUCUUCCAUCCAGACUGUUUCAGGUGCAAGAUGUGUCGAAUCGUGCUGAGAGAAGAUUACCUCGAAUGGAAUGGCGACGUAUACUGCGAUCGAGAUGGUCGCAGAGCAGCAGCCAUUGCAUAUUCUCCUCCAUCGCCAGGUUUUCCUCCUGGUCCCGGUCCUGGUCCCGGUGCCGGUUUCGGUUCAGGUCCCGGACGAGGCCGAUCCCCAGGACCCGGGUACAAUGGUCCACCACCUCCAGGCUAUGGCCGUCGACCGUCCUACAACUCGCCGCUCCCCGGCGCACCGCGAGGUGGAUCAGGCCCGGGACCAGGUCGAGGCCGCGGCCAGGGUCCAGGACGAGGUUACCCAAUUCCGCCCAACCGAGGACCUGGCGGUCCUCCCGCAAUGCCGAAAAUAUACCCUCCCAGCAGAAGCGGCAGUGGACGCAGCAAGCAGCCUCCUCCGAUGGGAAACUCUCUGAAUCUUCCCGGUCCACGCAAGUUCCCAGAACGGCGGAAGACGAAACUGAUGAUGCUAUGAUGAUACACAGACACACACCCCUUAUAUAAUUAUACACAUAUAUGUAAUUAGAUCUAAUUACUAACUCCCAGGGAUAGGCGGAGAGAAAAGACAAUGCUCUCGAUAAACGCCCCCUCUUUGCUCUUUAGGCCCUAUUAUUCAUACGGUUCUACCAUUCCCUAUUCUAGUCUUGCCGUUCUACAUUCCCCCUCUCCUUCUAUACCCCUUAACGAUCCCUCGCUGCCCGCUGCCUCCGCAAGUUCCUGUAUCCUCAAAACAAUUCUCCUUUUUCAUAAUCCCGUCACCACCAGAAUGCUCCUUUCGUCUUCUUGUUAUUGAUUUGUAUCAUGCUGCCUGGAAGUGUUGAUUUCCUUGUCAUACUCCUUUUUCUUUUUUGUUCCUCUCUCUCUUCGUUUGGACCCGGAAAACAGGACUGCUGGAGAUAGCUUUAUACCCUCUUGUCUUUUGACAUUUUUGUUCAUUUAUUGAAUUGUCUAUCUACUGAUUUAUUCAUCAUUUUGUUUUAUAUUUCCUGCUGUAUUAUUUCUAUAUUAUUGAUCCACUUUGUUCAGUUCAUGCCUUCUUUGCCUGUUGGUGUACAGUGCUGUAUGUGAAUAGCUGAUAUUAUCAGUCAACACUCAAUUCACGC